Rubroshorea leprosula is the source of this 1452-nucleotide messenger RNA. Lineage: Eukaryota; Viridiplantae; Streptophyta; Magnoliopsida; Malvales; Dipterocarpaceae. The record is from the annotation of a GenBank genome assembly.
AGUCCAAGAAAAAACAUUAAUGUCAUGCUACGCCCACUGAUUGAUGAAUUAAAGAAACUUUGGUGUAAUGAGGUCAAGACAAAUGAUAACUUUAGGUAUUAAUAUUUCAUUAUGAGAGCAACACUGAUGUAGACAAUUAGUGACUUCCCUAUAUAUAACAUGCUAUCUGGAUGGAGCACACAUGAUAGAUUCUCAUGUUCGUAUUGUCAGGAAAAUUCUAAGGCAUUCCACCUCCAAAACAGUCGGAAGAUAUCAUUUAUUUAUCAUCACCAAUAAUUUUUACCCUCGAUAAUCCAUUUAGGAAAAAUAUGAAUGAUUUUAAAAAAGACCAUGUAGAGAAUCUUGCUUUACUAGAGAGAUUGUUGGGUGAUGAUAUGUAUCGAAAUAUUCAACAACUGCUCGAUAUAUUAUUUGGGAAGCCAUCUCAAAGGUAGAUAAUCAAAGGAUUUGGUAAUUGACAUAAUUGGGUUAAAAGGAGCAUCUUUUGGGAGCUUCUUUAUUAGAAGACAAACUUAAUCUGUCAUAAUUUUGAUGUAAUACACUAUAAGAAAAACAUUUUUUGAUAAUAUCUUUCACACUGUCAUGGAUGACCUAUUAACGAAGGACAGCUUGAAGGCAAGGAUAAAUAUGGAAUUGUAUUGCAAUAGGCCAAGUCUUUGUAUACUAGAAAGAGGCUUUAAUGCAGGUAAAAAAUUGAAAGCCACUUAUGUCCUAAAUAGGGAGUAGAGAAAAUCGAUGUGCCAAUGGCUAAAGAAUCUUAGAUUUUCUGAUGGUUUUGCAUCCAAUAUCUCUCUAUGUAAAUAUGUAAGAGGCGAAAGUUAGAGGGAUGAAAAGUCAUGAUUGCCACAUAUUCAUGCAAAGUCUCCUUUCAAUCGCAUUUUGUGAUUUUCUCCCAAAGCAAGUUUGGGAAGCACUUACUAAGAUUAGUGAAUUUUUUAGAACCUUAUGUUCUCCAACCAUUCAUGUUACAGAUAUGGAGAUUUGGCAUGUGAAGAUUGUAGAAACAAUUUACCAACUUGAAAGAAUCUUCCCUCUUUUUUUGUAUUCGAUUGAGCAUCUAGUAAUCCACCUUCCAUAUAAAGCCAAGAUGUAUGCAUGGAUUGAAGAGUUCAAUGAAAAUAAAGCUCAUCCAAAAGGAUCAAUAUGCGGGAAUUACACAAUGAGUGAGAUCUCAUACUUUAUCUUGCUUUAUUUUGAAGGAGAACUUGAGACGAGAUGAUCACAACCCUAGGAAUCUUGUUAGCCUAGGCCCUUCAAUUAAUAUUGGCCUUUCAAUAUUCAGUAAUUUGGUUCUCUACAACAACAACAAAUGUUCACAAUGGAGGAGCGUAAUGUUACAAUGUAUUAUAUAUUCUAAUGAAUUGUAAAGAACUGAAAGGAUGGAUUAAGUAAAUACAUUUUCCCAAUCUUUAUCCUUAACGACAUUAGAGAAAUUAAAUGAUUUACUUUAAU